AUGAAUUACGACCGCUACCAGAACAUUUGUGGCCCAAUUCUGGAGGUACUGGACAAUGAGGCUCUCCCAGUGGAUGAGAAGCUGCGACAUGUCUACUGGCUCGCCAACUGCCAUUGGCAGUGCAUCCGAAGUGGCAUUAAUCCGACUGACGACUCCCUCUACAUCCUGGCCCUCAUUUUCUUGCAGAAGGUCGAGAACCCUUGCUCAAGGCGCCUCGAAACAGAAGAAGAUCUUUGGGAGGAGGCAGCCCUGUGGCGUUUUCGACUGGAGGAGUGGGGCAAUUUCAGUGCAGAACGGCUGGAGGAGCCGGGAGAUAGAUCAGCACUGUCUUUGCUGGAAAUCGCGCAAGGUAUCCAGCAGGUCAUGUCUGGGUCUGAUGCCGAUCUACAGAUGCUGCGGUCGCUCCUAUGUGGGAUUCACAAGACAUUGCUUCUUGAGGCAAACGCCUCGCCAGGCGGUUCCAAUAACAUAAUCGAACGUGUGAGGUCGCUGGCCGAGCAAGGCAAAAAAAAACGCCAAGAGACGUUGGCAGCUGUGCAACUGGAGGAAAUGAUUUGGCAGUUUCGCAGCAGACAAAUCCUGCCUACAGCUGAAACGUCCACCAAGCAAAUACACGUGGCAUCUCCCACAGGAGCAGAGCGGGCACUUACACUCACAGAACGAGAGCAGGCACUUGCACUCGCAGAACGAGAGCAGGCACUUGCACUGGUCGCAGCGAUUGCCAAUGGGGAAGGAAGCUGUAUUCUCAAGCUGCGUCUGUCGCGUGCCAUCUACACCGAUGUAAAGGUUUCGUGGAGCAGCCGGUCUCAGCUUGAUGGCAGGCGAGCCUUCAGGUUUCAAAACUACUCUGGCCGUCUCGUGUUGGCGCGCGGUUUCCGAACGACUUGGGCGUGGCUCGCAGAGACAUCGAACGAAGAACGCGACCGAGAUGUUCCGCUGCAGGACGCAAACGCCGAGUACUACAAAACGGUUGGCCAGGGUCCGGAGCUCUUUGGAGUGGUGGGUGAGCAGGUGUACUACAACCACGACCAAAAGUGGAGAAAGUACAAUACCGCGGAAUUGGAACCAUGGGACAUUCGCUUGGACCAGAACGUGAAGGCAGACACAUCUCUACUUUGA
Messenger RNA from Symbiodinium pilosum, 1119 nucleotides. NCBI's taxonomy places the organism in Eukaryota, Dinophyceae, Suessiales, Symbiodiniaceae. The record is from the annotation of a GenBank genome assembly.